Molecule: messenger RNA, 1282 nt
Organism: Ornithodoros turicata
Lineage: Eukaryota; Metazoa; Arthropoda; Arachnida; Ixodida; Argasidae
Product: protein toll-like
Exons: 4
Coding region: 1-1176 (391 amino acids)
Biological process (GO): toll-like receptor signaling pathway; innate immune response; inflammatory response
Cellular component (GO): plasma membrane
Molecular function (GO): transmembrane signaling receptor activity; protein binding
Source: RefSeq, a predicted model, not a curated record
AUGCUUCGCGACUCACCCGAAGACUGUGACCCCAGUUGUAGCUGCACGUGCCAGCCGGACGACCGGUACGGAAAGUCGACCCACGUGGAUUGUUCCAAGGCCAACCUGACGCGGACCCCCGAUGUGUUUCCGAGAGACGCCAGUGUCGUCGAUCUCAGCGGAAAUGGUCUGCGAACCCUGGGCAGCAGCUUGGUAGAUGGAGCGCCACACCUGGAGGCACUAGUGCUCAGCGAGAACUCUUUCUCGGAGCUGAGUCUGAAUGAGAUCCCGAAAAGCCUCAAGAGCUUGGACUUGCGGAACAACAGUUUCACGAGGUUCCCGACAGACGUCGUUGUUGGAUUGAAUUUGACGUCUCUGUGGUUGGCUGGAAACGAAUGGAUCUGCGACUGCGAGAGUUACGACUUCAAGCUGUGGGCCCAAGUUAAUCGCUUAGUGAUCCAGGAUGGCGCCUUGACCGUCUGCGCAGACGGAUCGGUCCCCCAAGCUCAAGGGAAGGCGAUCAUCAACUUGGGGCUCAGCGACCUCUGUCCGUCGGUCGCCUCAAAGGUCGUCUUUGCAGUUCCCGCCUUCGUGCUCUUAACAAUCAUAUUAAGCGCGGCGAUGAUCUACCUGAAGCGCUCGCGCCAGAUCAAAGUGUGGCUCUUCGCCAGAGGUCUUCUGUGCGUCCAGGAGAACGAUGUGGACAAAGACAAAGUCUUCGACAUCUUCCUCUCGUUCAGCAGCAAGGACUCCGACUGGGCCUACGCCAACUUAAUUCCUCGAAUAGAAAGUGAAGGGUUUUCGGUGUGUACCUACGACAGGAACUUCAAGGGAGGAUUCCUUCUAAAAGACAUGAUACAGGAGGCCGUGUCUUGUUCGCGUCGCACGCUGCUUCUCCUUACGCAAAACUUUGUGGAGAGCGAGUGGUGCCGGUGGGAGUUUCGAGUGGCACACCACAACGCUCUCCGGGAAAGGAUCAACCGUCUCAUCGUGGUCGUCACAGAAGACAUUCCCGACGACGUGGACGAGGAACUGCUCGUGUACAUGAAGGCUACCUGCUACCUCCGCUGGCGAGAAAGAAAUUUCUGGAACAAACUCAUGUAUUCCCUGCCGAGGAAAAGCUGUAAUGCCGAACCAGGAAGCGUUCCGCUCUCUAUAAUACCGGCCGACGAUGUUCGCGUUCCUCGUGCCCUUUGAAGUUUUCAUCCUUUUUUUUUUCUUUAAAUUAUCAACGGCAUCUAGUUUCCUACCUCAGACGUGUAUUCCACUAACCGUGUAUUCACACGAGCGACAUCCCCACGGA